CCAUUUUGCCUUGCCAUUGGUGAUUUUUGAGGGAGUUUUAAAGCUGAGCUGAAAUGUUUGAACUGUGGAACACUCUUGACCAUGAAAUAUGUUCUACUUACAUGCCUCAGCCUUUAGAAGUUCUUUGCAUUAGAGUCAGGGAUUACAUUCUUCCUGGAGCCAAGCUUGAGUCCAGCUGUAAUCAACUCUCAUUUCUCCUUGGGGAGGUUGAUAGAAGUUUAAAAGGUUUGUUGUGGCGAGUGUCAAAAACAUUCUCAGCUCUAUCACCAAGACUUCCCUUCCACUUCAACCCACUGGAGACCACUUAGAUAACCAACCGGACACGACAGCUGAAUUCAGGAAACCAUGCAUCGUAUCAGCAGGAGCCAACUGCAGACCUUAAACUCUGUUCAACAUGUGGAUACAGCAGAGAAAUGACCUGUCCAGACAAGCCAGGGCAACUCAUAAACUGGUUCAUCUGCUCCUUGUGCGUCCCGAGGGCGCGUAAACUCUGGAGCAGCCGGCGUCCCAGGACCCGGAGGAACCUUCUGCUGGGCACUGCCUGUGCCAUCUACCUGGGCUUUCUGGUUAGCCAGGUGGGGCGGGCCUCAAUCCAGCACGGACAAGCAGCCGACAAGAGGCCACCCCGCAGCCGCGACUCUGCAGAGGCAUCCUUUCCUGAGAUCCCCCUGGAUGGCACCCUGGCUCCUCCUGAGUCCCAGGGCAAUGGGACCACCUUACAGCCCAACGUGGUGUACAUUACCCUACGCUCCAAGCGCAGCAAGCCUGCCAAUAUCCGUGGCACUGUGAAACCCAAGCGCAGGAAGAAAUAUGCAGUUGCAUCUGGUAUCCCUGGUCAGGAAGCAUUGGUUGGACCGUCCUUUCAGACACAGGAUGCUGCAAGGGCAGCUGAUGCUGAAGUGCUUGGGUAUGCUCAGGGAGGAAACCUGGCCAAGAUUGGAGAACCAUCCUGGAGGCUGGUGCGAGGCCCUGGAGUCCGAGCUGGGGUCUUAGACUUCCAGUUGCCCAAAGCCAGAGAGAGCAACAUCAGGAUCUACAGCGAGAGCGCCCCCUCGUGGCUGAGCAGAGAAGACAUCCGCAGAAUGCGCCUGUUGGCAGAUGGUGCGGUGGCGGGAGUCCAGCCUGUGUCCUCAAGGAGUGGUGCCCGCCUGCUGGUGCUGGAAGGGAGCACAGCUGGCUCACUGCCUCGCUGUGGCCCUAGCCCCUGUGGCUUGCUCAAGCAACCACUGGACAUGAGUGAGGUGUUUGCCUUCCACCUGGAUAGGAUCUUGGGGCUCAACAGGACCCUGCCGUCUGUGAGCAGGAAAUCAGAGUUCAUCCGAGAUGGCAGUCCAUGUCCGAUCACUCUCUGGGACUCAUCUUUAUCUCCAGCAAGUAAUGAUACCCAUUCUUCAGUCAAGCUCACCUGGGGAACUUAUCAGCAGUUGCUGAAACAGAAAUGCUGGCUGAAUGGYCGGGUACCCAAACCUGAAUGGGGCUGCACUGAAAUCCAUCACCAUGAGUGGUCUAAGAUGGCGCUCUUUGAUUUUUUGCUACAGAUUUAUAAUCGCUUAGAUACAAAUUGUUGUGGAUUCAGACCACGCAAGGAAGAUGCCUGUGUACAGAAUGGAUUGAGGCCAAAUUGUGAUGACCAAAAUUCUGCGACUCUAGCACACAUUAUCCAGCGAAAGCAUGACCCGAGGCAUUUGGUCUUUAUAGACAAUAAGGGUUUCUUCGACAGAAGUGAAGAUAACUUAAACUUCAAAUUGUUAGAAGGCAUCAAAGAGUUUCCAGAAUCUGCAGUUUCUGUUCUGAAGAGCCAGCAUUUACGGCAGAAACUCCUUCAGUCUCUGUUUCUUGAUAAGGUUUACUGGGAAAGUCAAGGUGGUAGACAAGGAAUCGAAAAGCUUAUUGAUGUAAUAGAACAGAGAGCCAAAAUUCUUAUCACUUACAUCAAUGCACAUGGGGUCAAAGUGCUACCUAUGAAUGAAUGACAUAAGGGUCUUCUGUCGACACUGCUGGAUGUGUUUAUGCAUUUUUGUUUGUUUUGAAAUCAAGUACAUCAACCUCAAGUCCUCCUAGGAAUGAGACAGUAUAUCUGAAUAUAAAAACAUAAAAUUAAUUUAACCUGAGCACUAUAUGCAGACGUUAAAAUGGUUUAAAAAUGCAUACAGCUCAAAAAUAUUCAUUUAUAUUUUUGUCUAACAUGGCAUGUGUGUCUCAACAUCUGGCUAUGGGAGAGUUCUAAUUAUUAUUCCAACUAAUUUGGAAAAGCAUUUGUCAUGUCACUUAAUAGAGCAGUAUAAACCAGAAAUACUGACUCCUUUAAUAAAAUAUAUUUUAUGCCAUUUGACUUAUCUGACCAGCUACGAAUGGGAAUGGUUCUUGAGGUUAUUCUGUCUCUGAUAGAUGACAAUCCUGGCACUGCCCAGAGGCAAUCUACAUUGGGAAAUUGAGGCACAUGAUCUGUGAAAGCAGAGGAGGCUAUAAAUGUAUUCUAAAUAGAAUUGAUGGAUGAAUUCCAAAACCACCAGUAUAUUUUCUAUAGUAUCUAAGUAAUCAGCCAUCUUUGAGCAGUAAGAAUAACAUUCUAUUGAUUUUUUAAAAAACUUACUUUGUUGUCAGUAUGGAAACAUCCAUAUCUGACAGUGUUAUAUGUUGGUUAGCUUUGCUUUCUCAGUUUUGACCCAAUUUAUGUUUAGUGUUUUAGAAAUUAAACAAUUCUAAAGUCUGAUGUUACCUAUUUGAAAAUACACUUAGUAUUUUUUCAAUGAAUACUUUAAAAAACUUUGUCAUUUUACCAAGGACAUAAUUUCUGUAUAUUUUAUUAAUAAUAAUGGUUUUGUUCUAUGUAAUUAUAUUUAAUCUGAUUUAAUUGAUGUUGCCCAGAUAGUGACAAUAGGUCUAAAUACAGAGUGAGUUUAAAUUUAUUGUCUAUUUUAUUUCAAUAUGAGAAGUAUAAGCAAAAUAAAUUAAAACUUUACUCUGAUCAGUUCUUCUCAAUGAGAACACAUAACCACAACUAAAACAAUGAACUUGGACAAUGUUAACCCACAAAUAAUUACCCCAAACUUCCUCUGUGAACUCUGUAAUGAGUUUGGAAGGACUUUGACAUAAUUGUAUCCAUCUGUUGGGUCUUCAUGUUCCUGGAAGUUACCCAAGAUCAUCUUGUAUCAUAGGUACUCAUAAAGAGGCUUCAAAUCUAGAACAAAUCAUCAUUUCCCUCCCACUCUCCCCAUCCUGCUCCUUACGUAAAAUUUGAUUUACUGACUGGGAUAUAGUUCAGUGGUACAGCCCUUGCCUUGGGUUCUAUCCCACAAUGUCAAAAACAAACAAACAAACAAACAAACAAACAAACAAAAUCAGAAAACAAAGCCAAAAAAAAAAGCAAAUAAAACUAAUACUAAAAGUUGGUUUAUGGGGUAUUUCUUUCCCCAAAUAUUUCAAUAUACAAAUUAUGAAUGUUUACAAUAAAUUCUAUUGUCUCUUUUCUCAGUUCUGUUAUUCUAACAUACAGGACGUUUUUCUGUAUUCUCAUCAAAGAUAACUCAAUAUCAUUGUGAAUUAAAACCAUUAAAGAUAUUAGAUUAUAGGCUGGAUUUUAAAAGAAGAACAUAUGUUUAGAUUUUAAUUUAUAAAAAUCUAUAGAGUAAAUUAUCAAAAUAGGAUGUUAAGCACAAAGAGAAGAUGGACAAAGGGAGAGGGAUCAUUUGAUUACCAAUUUAUAACUUGUUUAGGCUCAUCUUCAAUAGUACACUUAGCAUCCUUAUUUGCUGUAUCUGUCCUCUGAAAGUUGAUCUUGGAUAAUUCUUCUCUGAUUUUCCCCAUACAGCAGAGGGAGUACCUCUCUCUGUUCCCACAAAUUCAUAGUACUUKUUGGUCCAUUGAGUUCUUACUCUGUCUGUUCUGACCCUGCUGUCUAUAAAUCUUCUCUCAUAAAUCAUUCUCUUAAUAGAAGAAUUAGCCUAACACAAGUUUGGAGACAUUGAUGUGAAAUAACUUUUUUUUUCAAGUUGUCUUAWACCUAGUCUUAUCAAAGUGAAAUAUCUGCAAAUAGGGUUUUUAAAAAUAUAAUUUACCAUCUUAACCUAAAUUUGUGAUAUUGAUGGUAUGAAUUCCAAGCUCCUUAGAAGCUAUCUUUAAUGUGGUCUCAAGCUACACUGCUGCUUUCCUCCCAUAUGUGAACCAGACUGUAUUUGCCUUUAGUUAUUCCAAAAUAUCUAAUACAAAAUGAAAGGUCCAAGAACACAUUUAUUUUAGCAACAUUAGAAUUUUAACAGUGURUUGUGCUUUAUAAUCAGUGAAUAAUUCAUGAUGUAUUAUUUUUGAAUAAUGGAUAGCUAAAGGCUAAGCUGUUAAUUCUAAUAGGUAACUUUCUUCUUUAAUUGAAACAAUGAGAACACUUUGUGCAUUUCAGAUGCACUCAGAUUAUGCUGUAAUUUGGUUCUCAUAAGCAAUUAUAUGGUUUAUUUAUAACACUAUAACAAAUUUAAAAUAGAAUAAUUUACCAUGGAAGACAUGCAAAAACUUACUCUGUAUGACAUUUCUUUAAACUGAUGAUAAGAAAGUAAAUAUGUAGCUUAAAAAUCUGUAAUAAAACAUUAGAUAGUAAAUAUGUGUGCUAUUUUUGGUAAGUGGGUUCAUUUUCUUUUCUGUAGAUGGGUUAAUUUUCAAAAGCUGAAUAUAGAAGAAUCUUUGUUACCUUUAUCCAUG
This is a messenger RNA of Urocitellus parryii (Arctic ground squirrel), 4692 nucleotides long. RefSeq names its product golgi associated kinase 1B (gene Gask1b). Gene Ontology annotation, cellular component: Golgi apparatus. The record is from RefSeq and is a predicted model, not a curated record. Lineage: Eukaryota; Metazoa; Chordata; Mammalia; Rodentia; Sciuridae.